AGUAACAUCCUCGUUACCAGGCGUUCUCAUCUCACGACAAGAAGCCUGGAACGGAAAACUCCAAAUGAUCGUUAUGGCGAGAACGAGGGCGGGACUAUCAGAUGCAGGAGUAUAGUUGCGAAAGACAACUUUGCCAAAUUCCACAUAAAAAAAAGUAUUUUCUUUUCUUUGGUGUUAGUUUUAUUUUCCCCGCAUAUCGGGACUUGACUCUGUCGGCCUCAGCCCAUGGGAUCGUAGAGACAGGAAUUGCGUAGCGAUAGACCGGCGUAACGUUACCACUCGGGAUCCUCUCUCAGCCGGACAAUGUAGCGCGUUUCCUUGUUUGACAGCAAGGAGUUGUAUUCAGAACACAACACAACAGAAGGAUGAGUUUCUCAGGCUAUUAACGUUAACAGCAACGGAAAAGUAGUAUUUUACCCGAAGAGGUUCAUCACUAUCAGGUUCUACACGCGAUAUCAGCUCAACAUUUAACAGUUAUAGAUUCCUCUGGAGUUAAAUGUCUAUGCGUUCAACGUACUUUAGGAGCGUUUCUGGAAUUGUUGUUGUUAGCUGCUGAUGUUAGCAAGAUAACUUGCUAGCCACCUUAGCCGACCCGUUGGUUUACGUGAACGAACUGCAAAAGUGUUGUCAAUGAUCUACUUUUCAUUUGUUUGUUAAUGUUGGAUAGAAGGCAGGUCGAUGCCGUGGCUUAUGGAGCCAGGUAACACUUGUCCCAGUGCUUUAAAAACUGGACGUUUAGUUGAGCUGCUCUCUUUAAUUAGCCUGGUGAGCUAACACACAGGCUAGCGCCUGCAGUUCAGAAUAAUGAGUAGAAAACAUCAACACUACAGAGGAGCCGAAGUCAGCUGCUGGGUCAAAUACGUCUUGUUUGGAUUCAACAUCAUAUUUUGGUUACUCGGUGCCGCAUUCCUGGCCGUUGGCCUGUGGGCAUGGGCGGAGAAGGGAGUGCUGGCCAACCUGUCGUCCAUCACCGACCUGGGGGGCUUCGACCCCGUGUGGCUCUUCAUGGUGGUGGGCACCGUCAUGUUCGUGCUGGGCUUCGCCGGCUGCAUCGGGGCUCUCCGAGAGAACACGGUUCUGCUCAAGUUUUUCUCAGUGUUCCUGGGAUUGAUAUUCUUCCUGGAGUUGACCGCCGGGAUCCUGGCCUUGGUCUUUAAGGACUGGAUCAAAGACCAGCUCAACUUCUUCAUCAACAAUAACGUCAAGGCGUACCGCGACGACAUCGAUUUGCAGAACCUCAUAGAUUUUGCACAAAACUACUGGUCGUGCUGCGGGGCCCACGGGCCCAACGACUGGAACCUCAACAUGUACUUCAACUGCACCGACAACAACCCCAGCCGGGAGAGGUGUGGGGUUCCCUUCUCCUGCUGCAUCAAAGACCCCGCCGAGGACGUCAUCAACACGCAGUGUGGCUACGACGUGCGGCUUAAAGCGGAGUUGGACCAGCUGAAGUUUAUCAACACCAAGGGCUGCGUGGGCCAGUUCGAGAAGUGGCUUCAGGAGAACCUGAUCGUUGUGGCUGGAGUCUUUGUCUGUGUUGCACUUUUACAGAUCUUUGGUAUCUGCCUCGCUCAGAACCUGGUGAGCGACGUGGGCGCGGUCAGAGCCAGCUGGUGAGGUCCGUCCUCGGGAGCAGAGGUCACCUGAAGAGGGGCGAGGGGGGGGCAGCAGCAGCAGCAUGAUGCUCUUUACACACACACACACGCACACACCUAUACAUACACACACACACACACACACACACGCACACACAUAUAUACACACACACACACACACACACACACACACACACACACACACACACACACACACACACACACACACACACACACACACACACACACACACACACACAACCAUUCUGACAGAAAAACAACAGAGUUUACCUCCCAGACUAUCUGCCAUGUCGGCUGGAGGUAGGAUUGGGGGCGGCGGGGGGUCGGGGAGAAUCAACACAACGGCUUGUUUACCACGGUGCUGGGGGAGACUGGACCCUGACGGAGCUGGGGGGGGUUCGCUCUCAAGCACACCUCACAGUCUGGAGCGUUUGUAUUCGGGUUUCUCCCUGGGUCCUUUUUUUGUUCGGUGUUCUCCCCCGGCUCGUCCCCCCCCCCCCCCCCCCCCCCCCCCCCCGCCAAGGGACCAAGGGUAGGGAGCGCCGGGCGACUGGAGGAAUUAGCACGUGACUGGAGCCUUCUGUAUGCUUUGUCUCCCGUCGUCUUGAUGUCACACAAGCCGCCCGCCCGGCGCUGCCGUCCCUCACGUAUCACAUUCCACUAGAACUGUUCAUCGAGGGCCGUCGUCGGGCGUGGAUCGGAUGAGGUCUUACUCAUGCAUUCCUACCCGGGGAGUCGUUCUGGUCACCCCACAUGACCACUGAAGACCCGACACUGGCCGGUCAAGUAGGCCACAUUUUAAACGCAUAUACAGAGGGAUUCAAAACUUUUUUUAAGUUGUGUGUGUAUAUAUAUAUAUAUAUAUAUAUAUAUAUAUAUAUAUAUAUAUAUAUAAAGGUGCCAUUAUUUAGAGUGUUUUUUUUCCUUUCUUUUGUAACCCAUAUUUUUUACUUUCGUCAACACAAGUUUGCAGGUUACAGGGCACAGCUGGAUCCCCUGAGUUUUUUGAGCACCGGUUUCCAAGGUAACCUUCGGUCUAGCUACAGGUCAACCUUUUUACCAAGGCAACCCCCGGGUCUAGCUACUGCGUAACACAGGUUACCUAUGGCAACCCAGCAUCCAGCUACAGCUUGGCACAGGUAACCGAGGCAACCCGCGGGCUACCUUCAGGUAAAUAUUACUAUGCACAAACCCGUGGGAAUCUCUGCUUUAUCGGUUUAUCAAUUUAAGGUGUGUUGUAAUCUGGCUUUAUUGGGGUAUUCUUAGCUGAGUUUGGGGUACCUUUUUGUUAUUUUCCCCAAGCGUCCCCGAGGGACGCGGGAUGUCUGGACCGAGGCCUGAUUCCAUUCACCGGACUGGGGUGUCCAAACUAUGGUUUUCAUGUUCUAUUGCUUUUUAAUUUUUAUGUCUUUGAAUUGUGAGGUUGAAGCCGUUAUGACAUAGUAUGCUGUUUACUUUUGAUAUGCAUACGGGUGUUUGCUAACUUCGCCGGGUGUAGAAUCUCGGGGAGAGGAAACACUUUUCUCCCCUGAUGGAAACCAAAUAUUGCAAGGGAGCCUCCAGAUGACUCGUAAACAUAUCUCAUUGAUGGGGGAUUCCAUUAUGAGAGGAAACAACAGUGUAAUUUGGCCUUGCUAAUAAGCCUUUUCUUGGUUAACUUGAAUGUGAUUAGAUCUGCUAAUUCCUUUACCAACCGAGGGACAAGUGCCUGUUUUCAAUAAUUUAAUAAGUUUAAAAUGUCACUCACAACUUUCACAUCAUAGUAUUGUUUCUGCUGAGCUCUUGUCAUGCGCAUGGAUUUACAAUGUUGUUUAAUUGGAUAUACACUUACGUCUCUUCAAACACAAUAUAACAUGAAUGCUGCUUUACGGAUGACUAGUGGUAUUUAGUACAACGUCCAGGGCAACAGCGCCUAGCACUUCAAUUUAUCCAAUUAUAUUCCCUUUGACUGUUGCUUAACUGUGAGCAUCACAGAUCAUCAUUUGUUUGACUCUGUACAAAGCAUAACACUUUGCUGUCCCCAUCUUCCUCUCUGCCAUGCAUCCUCAAAACGGCCAAGGGUGUUUUCACCGGGCUCUUUGAUACGAGCACGAGAAGGUCAAAUGGUUGCUAUACUCUAACCAGUGGCUUAAUUUGUAAAUUAUUCUGCUGUGGAACGAUUCUGCAGCCAUGGAAUCUUAAAUCACUCUCAAUGACCAGAUUAGUAUUUAAGGUCAUUCCCCUGUCAACCAUUAAACAGUAGGAGGGGAGUGCAGUCAACAAUGCCCUGACGCACCAUUUUCAACCCAAAUCUUUAUCGUUCGACUCGACUUAAGUUUUCCGACACCAAAAUGCUUAGGUGUAAUGUAUAGGUUUCCUUUUAUUUUCUUGACUUGAUCUUUUUAACGUGGAUGCAUUGUCCCAUUCCAAACGUCUUUGAGUAUACUGCUUCUGGGUCCACCUCUUCACUCAGGGUCUGAAUACAUUCCCGUCUUGCUUCUGCACAGUCAGGGAUUUCUGCGUUGAGUGUGCCCCCCCCCCCCAUUAUGAACAGAUGUAAUAAACAAAGACAGGUAAGGGAUCGCAAUGCCAAGCUGGUCUUUUCUCCAUGAUGUCCAUACUGUUGCUAGGCAACACACACGCACGUUCGUUGGGGUAGAAUAAUUACCAAGCCCUCGCCAUACGGUAGGCGUGUACAACCCCUUAAUAUGCACAAUCCAUUAGGCUUAUUUGCUGUUGGACUCUGUUUGUUUCCCACCGAAGACAAUUAUAUUUGGUAAUUGUUUUUAUGCAGGGGACGGUGGAUGAAGAGAGCAGGCAGCUAAUUGUUCUUUUGUCCCUUUUAAGCAUGAUAGCCUGGCAAUGUUGAAUAGGUCCCUUGUGGACCCUAUAAUACAGUAGUUCACAAACUUGGGGUCGGGACCCAACGCCGGGUCCCCUGAUGUACAUAUAAAGUCAUGGGAGAUAGUUGACAUAAACUGGACAUUUGAUCCAUUUUAGCAAACAAUGUUUUUCUUUAGGAUGCCUCCUAGUUUUCCAGUAUCUACAAACUGACUGCCUUAUAAUUCAUUGCUAUGAGCGAAUCACUUGGUGUGUAGUAGAGUGAUGCGAUUACGUUCACUGGGAUAUUGAUUUUACCAGGAGAUAUUGAUUGGAUAAAAACUAUUCGUUCGGAAGCAGAUCAACAAGAUUUAGAGUCUGGCUGGCAAACAUUUUCAGAACUGAAAAAGGGGUCACAAGCCACAAAAUGUUGGGAGCCACUGCUUUAAUAGGUUCCAAGGAGAGAGGAGCCUUAUGUAUGCCACAAAUGUCUCUUUCAAUGUGGACCUAUACCUCAGCCCUCUGCAACGUACAACGCAUGCAAAUUCAAGGAGUGCGACCGGCACUGUGUACUUACUGGGGGGGGGUUUAGUUGUUGCACGUUUUGAAUUCUUUCAAAAACAAUUCAUCAGAAAGGAGCACUAGUGUUCCAUUAUUCGUGCUACAUUUUGUUAGGUGUGUUUUCCACCCCCUGACCUUCCCAGUUGAUGUUGAUCAGUUCCAGCUCAAGAUAUGUGUGCUAAUAAUUAACAUAUACAUUUAAUGUGUAGGAUUGAUGCUUCCUUUUGGUCCCUCUAUAUAACUUAACAUGCAGAAAAUGUUCCCAUGUCUACCUCACAACCCGCUGACGUUUGCAACCUGCUGGGUCUUUCUGACGCAGCGAGCACAAGCGUCACAGUGGAGAAUGAAUACAGGCUUCUCCCAACCGGUGCAUGCCUGUGACUGACGCACAGAUCCGGCCUGAUACAAUGCAAUGUCGGACACGUACCUUUUUAACCUGCAGUCACGGCCCGUCGUUGGUCAUGCCUAAGUACGUCCGACGGGGUUUAAAUCGGGAGUCGACGGGCAUUAAAGCCUUGCCCACAGAACUCAUAAUGUGGACGUGGAAGAAGUCUAAGCAGAGCUUAUCUUUUUUUAUAGAUGCUGAUGUCUUUGUUUGACGUUUGUUUGGAGCAUGUGAUAAUUGUAUAUCUUUUUAUUUUCUAAGAUUGCAACAAUAACCGGCAGAGUAGACAAGCGAGUUGUCCAUUAUUCUGUCAUGGUUUGUCUUGCAUAUUAAAAGGCCUUCAGGCGUAGGCUUGCAAAAUACUCUUGAAACGUGUGGGACAUGGUCUUUUACACUGAAUGUGUUGGAAAAUGCCUCUUUCAUAUAUUAAAUAAAGGAUUUAUGAAAAUGG
Gadus macrocephalus (Pacific cod) is the source of this 5812-nucleotide messenger RNA. RefSeq names its product tetraspanin 17 (gene tspan17). Bases 805 to 1617 code for a protein of 270 amino acids. The transcript is spliced from 8 exons. Gene Ontology annotation, cellular component: membrane. The record is from RefSeq and is a predicted model, not a curated record. Lineage: Eukaryota; Metazoa; Chordata; Actinopteri; Gadiformes; Gadidae. Gene Ontology annotation, biological process: protein maturation; regulation of vascular endothelial growth factor signaling pathway; protein localization to plasma membrane.